Molecule: messenger RNA, 2008 nt
Organism: Funneliformis geosporum
Lineage: Eukaryota; Fungi; Glomeromycota; Glomeromycetes; Glomerales; Glomeraceae
Source: the annotation of a GenBank genome assembly
AACAGCUCAGGACCUUUCAGAGAAAAAGAAAAAUGCAAAAAAUGCGGCUUCUAUUGCGGCACCAACUGCCUUUGCGAGGUCCUUUAUAUUACAAGGUCUUGCAUUAUUUUAUAGGACUCCAAUAAAAUUAUUUAGGCCACUUAGAGUUGAUUAUUUACUAAUGGCCCGAGCAGUUAUGCCACCUAUUCAAGAUAAGAAAUUUUCAUUUCAUUCAACAAGUCUCGGCAUGAUAACUCACGCAGUCAAACAACACGGUUUCAUAUUUAUCCCACGUCAUAUAUUACCACCAUUGGUAGCAAAUUCAAUGAUAGGCGCAGUAUUAUUUACAACAUAUAUUACAGUUCUAUCGCAAUUCCAUGGAACUUCUUCAUUUCUCGAAUCGAAAUAUAAUCAUAUUUUACAAACACCACCUCCAUUUGCGGCUGUAUUUAUUUCUGGAGCUAUUGCGGGAGCCGCACAGUCUUUAGUUGCUGCACCAUUAGACUCUUUAAAGGUUAGAUUUGAAGUAAACGAUUUAUUGGAGGGAAAACAUAAAAGUAUGUUUGAUUUUGCUAGAAAUACUUGGAGGGAAUUGGGAAUUGCAAGUAUUUAUCGUGGAAUUGGAUUGACAUUGAUUAAGGAUUCAAUGUCUUGUGGAUUGUUUUUUGGAGUUUUUGAAUUUGUUAAACAGCAAUUUUACAGAGCAUUUAUCAAAGAAAUGGAUGAUUUUCACGAAAAUUCUUCAAAAAAAUUUCAAUUUAUUGAACCAGCUUUUGUUUUGGCAGCUGGUGGAAUGGCAGCAAUAUCAUAUCAUUUUGUUGAUUAUCCAUUAGAUAAGAUUAGAAAUAUAUUUCUUAUAGAAGAAGCUCAAUCUGAAUAUCAGCAUGAACAAAGGCCACGUUUAUAUAAAGACACAUGGGAACAAUGUAAAUUGAGAAUUAAGAGAAAGGGAGUAAUCAGAUUUUUGUACGGUGAUUUUGGCGCUACAAUUUUGAGAGCUGUUCCUGCUACUAGCGUUGGUUUCUUGCAAAAUUUUCACCGUUCAACAUUUCCUUCAAUAAGAAAAUAUGCGUUAGACACUCGACAAUAUAAAAAUAAACUUGCGUCUUAUAAAAAUUCGUUAUUUCAAAGAACAUAUCGAAAGCGCGUAACGCCUUCUAUUUGGAAACCUGUUUUAUUUGCAUUAAUGGCUUCGGGUUCGACAUUUGCUAUAGCAACCAAUAUUUCCGCAAAAAAAAUAAAAGCUCGUAGAAAUAUGUAUCAUUAUUAUAAUAGCAAUGAUCCAAAUGCUGGAGAUAUAGUAACUUACAGGGAACCAUGGAUCAAAGGAAUAUUUCAUCGAUCAAUUCAAAAAAUUGAAGAUUCUCAACUAUAUAAAGACUUGUGCAGUAAUUGGGCAUUUAUGAUCAAAAGAUGGAAUUCGAUGAGUGAUAGUACAAAAACUGUUGCAGUUUUAAUUGGAAUUAACACAAUUAUCUUCGGAAUGUGGCAAAUUCCACCUUUACGAAUAGUUAUGAAUAGAUAUUUUGUUCAUAAUCCGCUUUCUGGACGGUCAUUUACAUUGAUAACGUCAAUGUUUAGUCAUGAAGCUUUUUGGCAUUAUGGUUUUAAUAUGUUGGCACUUUAUUCUUUUGGAGAUUUGAUUUAUCACAUUUUUGGAAAAGAACAAUUUCUCGCGUUUUACCUCUCUUCUGGAAUGAUCGCAUCUUGUAUGAGCCAUGUCUUUUCCUUAAGGUUUAAAGGUUAUCAUAACGUAAUGCCAUCUUUAGGAGCUUCUGGUGCCAUUUUUGCGUGUCUCGCUGCCUGUGCAAUUCAAUACCCUGAUUCUUCUGUAUAUUUGAUAUUUUUGCCAUUUUUCCCUAUUAAGAUCAGUUAUGCGCUUCCCGCUAUAAUGGCAUUUGAUUUAUGGGGAAUCUUUUCUGGGAUGACAAUUUUUGAUCAUUUUGCUCAUUUAGCGGGCGCUAUUUUUGGUCUAAUUUACACAAAAUUUGGACAGGAACAAUAUUGGAAAUCGGUUGAAAAGAUAUAA